AUAUUAACUCAUAAUAAUACAAAAUAAGUAUAUAAAUCAUUUAGGCAUUGAACUGAGUAGGAAGAAAAAAAUGGCUCCAAGAAUUUGGGCUAGGAGUAAGGAUGGUAGCAUUCUCUACAUGUCGUUGACUACAGAAUACAUAGAAGGAGCCAUUAAGGUAUUAGAAAAGGGGUUUUAUCCUAGAGAAAGUAUUUGCAGAGCAAUAAACUUAGCUAGUGACAAAAAAGCUGUAGCAGAACUGAACAAACUUUGUUUGUGUGUGGCUGAAGAUGGUGUGUCAGUUAUUGCAGUUGAGAAAAAUACCAACACAGUAUGUGCUGUUGCAAUAAACAAGUUGCAGGUUCCAGGCAACCCUGAAGACGACUCCUUCUUUGCUGAAUUCUCCAAGUCAUGUGAGAGUCCCCUGUCACGAAGAUUGAUCCAGUUCAUGUAUGAAGCUGACGCCAGCUGCGAUCUGUUCGAGCACUGCAAAGUGGACUGUUUGUUGGAGCUGAUGUUCUUAGCAACCCUUCCAGAAUUUGGACGCAGAGGCAUCGGUUUCACGAUUUGUGAAGUGACGACGGAAGUUGCCAGAAGGUUGUAUCUCGGAGAAAACGUCAAGGAGUCCCUCGAUGGGACAGAGCUGAAGUUAGAGCCAGUGCCAAAACUGGUAGCUGCGCUGUUUACUGCGCCUCAGUCGCAGGCGAUUGGCAGGUCAGCGAGGUGGGAGCUUGCAGCUACGGUAUUCUUCAAGGAUCUCUUUUUCGAUGGAAAGUCGUUUGCUAGUGUUCUGGAAGAAACAAACCGAACCUCAGAAGUGCGAUUCAAAAGGCUCCGGUGAAAGGUUUUCGUUUCACAUGAAAUGCUUCGAAACUGUUGUUUUUGUUACGAUUUUCAUCGAAAUUGUAAAGACAGACUUUCAAAUUGCUUACUGUUAAUUGCUGCUUCUAACAAUCCUAACGAAAUAAAACUAUUCUUUCAGAUGACA
This is a messenger RNA of Leptinotarsa decemlineata (Colorado potato beetle), 967 nucleotides long. RefSeq lists its product as uncharacterized. NCBI's taxonomy places the organism in Eukaryota, Metazoa, Arthropoda, Insecta, Coleoptera, Chrysomelidae. The record is from RefSeq and is a predicted model, not a curated record. Gene Ontology annotation, molecular function: N-acetyltransferase activity.